CCUACAGUUUCAAUAGGCAAUGUCGGCCAGUUAACAAUUGACUUAUUGAUUUCAUCGUUACAAGCUCCAUUAGUUGGCCACUUGUCGUCUGAUUGUGUUGUUCCUGUGGUUGGUAGGGAUGCGUUCGACUUGAAUUCCAACUUAUUAACUACUUCGUUAGAUGUUCAUGAAUGUGAGAAGCACAAAUUGGUUAUAUUACAGCAACGAUCUCCUAUUAUAAAAAGAAGACAGCAAAGAUUUAUAGAUGAGUUAACAAAAUGGAUCAAAGAUAUGAAAUUCCCACAUGUCAUUGUGUACACGAGUGUUUUGGCCUGUGAAAGAAUUGAUUCUCAGCUAUAUGGACCCCAGUGUAGAUUCAUGUCAACUAACAACAACACGCAUUUGAACAUGGAACGACUAGCAGAAAUUUUUCCAUGUUUAGAGACUCGACAAGACAUCGUUGCAGUUGCAGAUGGUGCUGCAGUCAAUCAACCAUACAUUCCUGGCAGUGGGAUCACCAAGAAGCUUCUUUAUAAAUUUAACAAUGAGAACAUUGAAUCAGUUGUGUUGUUGAGAUUCAGCUAUGAGGCAGACAACAUACCAGAUGCUGUUGAGCUUUUCAAUCUCACCAAUACAUAUUUCAAUUGGAUCGAUGUAAGUUGCUAUUUUCAAGUUCCAGAAAACAUGAAGAUGCCUCCAUCGUGGAGUCUGUUGUUUGGCAGUCAUUUUGAUCAAAUCAUCUACCAAUAA
This is a messenger RNA of Helobdella robusta, 729 nucleotides long. RefSeq lists its product as hypothetical. The record is from RefSeq and is a predicted model, not a curated record. The transcript has 6 exons. NCBI's taxonomy places the organism in Eukaryota, Metazoa, Annelida, Clitellata, Rhynchobdellida, Glossiphoniidae. The annotation marks the transcript as partial. Gene Ontology annotation, biological process: proteasome assembly. Gene Ontology annotation, cellular component: nucleus; cytosol.